Molecule: messenger RNA, 2825 nt
Organism: Sphaeramia orbicularis (orbiculate cardinalfish)
Lineage: Eukaryota; Metazoa; Chordata; Actinopteri; Kurtiformes; Apogonidae
Gene: klhl41a
Product: kelch-like family member 41a
Exons: 6
Coding region: 587-2389 (600 amino acids)
Molecular function (GO): protein binding
Source: RefSeq, a predicted model, not a curated record
UACAAACUGCAUAAGUAUUUUAAAUAUGUAAAAAGGGGGCAAAGUGUCAUCUGCUGUUGUUGCAGCUGUUCACUGACCCUGAUCACUUGUUAGGUAAUUCUCCUAUUGAUGUCUCACAUACACAAAUAUUGAAUCACACUACAGAGAUCAUUGCUAUCAGUGAAACGUGACUCAUCUACCUACAGUAUGUGCCAUUGUAGUAAAUGCUAGAAAUAGCUGUGAAUCUUAAGAGUACUGGGGUAGAUGGUCCUGCCAUGGUGUUAAAUGACAAAGUAAUGUAUAUUUUGCUGCUUUUCAGAUUUUAGAUGACAAGAAAACAUCAUGGGUUAUUUCUGUCUGGUCACACAACAAUGUUCCUAAUCACUGCGGUGACAAGGCUUCACAGUUGUUUUUACUCCAUGACAGCUGUAUGGGCUCUCUGGUUUGGCCGAGGUGAAUUCUUCAUAGAUAGGGUGGUUGGCUAUAUUUAGAGGGGCGCAGUUAUAUUGAAGUGGCUUCAGACCUGGCUCUCUAUAGUUCUCUGUCUUCACCAGUUAGCAAACUUCAGUUGUGAACUGCUCCACUUCUACAUUUCCUGUUGAUAAAAAUGGAUCCACAAAGCCUGAGGGAAGAUCUCCGUCUGUUUCAGAGUACUUUGCUCCAGGAUGGACUCAAGGAGCUACUGAAUGAGAAUAAGUUAAUAGACUGUAUUCUAAAGGUUGGAGACAGAAGCAUCCCAUGCCAUCGGCUCAUCCUUGCAGCAUGUAGUCCUUACUUCAGAGAGUUGUACUUCUCAGAUGAAAGCAAGGAAGUGGACAACAAAGAGGUUCCUCUGGAAAAUUUGGAUCCCAAUAUUAUGGAAGUGAUAGUGAAUUAUAUGUACUCAGCAGAGAUUGACAUCAAUGACAGCAAUGUUCAGGAUAUUUUAGCAGUUGCCAAUCGCUUCCAGAUUCCUUCAGUGUUCACUGUUUGUGUGAAUUAUCUCCAGAAGUCACUGUCACAGAGAAACUGCCUUGCUGUUUACAGACUGGGACUGAUGCUCAACAGCCCCAGACUGGCCAUAGCAGCUCGAGACUACAUUGCAGCUCGGUUUGAGACCUUAUCCAAAAAUGAGGAUUUCCUAGAACUUGGCCCCCAUGAACUCUUUGCUAUCAUUGGAGCAGAUGUUUUGAAUGUAGAAAAAGAGGAGGUGGUGUUUGAGUUCCUUCUGAAGUGGAUCAAAAAAGACAAAGCAAAUCGCAUAAAAAGCUUGAAUGAAGCAUGUGACUGCAUCCGUUUCCGUUUGCUCCCAGAGAAAUACUUCAAGGAGAAGGUUGAAAAGGAUGAACUCAUCAAGUCUGAUCCUGAGACCCUUAAAAAAAUCAAAGUCAUCAAAGAAGCUUUUGCAGGGAAGCUGCCUGAAAGGAAAAAGGGGCAAGAUGGUGAAGAAGGAGAAGAAGGAGAGGACAAGUUGCCUGGCUACCUGAAUGAUACCCGCCGAAUUGGCAUGUACGCCAAAGACAUGGUGCUGAUGAUCAAUGACAGUGCUGCUGUGGCCUAUGAUGGAAAGGAGAAUGAAUGCUUUCUUGCUGCAAUGUCUGAGCAGAUUCCCCGAAACCAUGUCAGUCUGGUAACAAAGAAGAACAAUCUUUAUGUUUUGGGUGGACUCUUUAUUGAUGAAGAGGACAAGGAAAACCCACUGCAGUGUUACUUCUAUCAGUUGGACAGUCUUGCUGCUGAAUGGAUGGCUCUUCCUCCCAUGCCCUCACCGAGGUGUUUGUUCGGUAUGGGUGAAGUUGACAACCUCAUCUUCGCUGUAGCAGGCAAAGAUCUGCAAUCCAACGAGUCCCAUGACACCGUUAUGUGCUAUGACACAGAGAAAAUGAAGUGGAGUGAAACAAAAAAGCUUCCCUUGAAACUCAACGGCCACAGUGUUGUCUCUGAGAACGGACUGGUUUACUGCAUUGGAGGAAAAACAGAAGACAACAAAACAACCAAUAAGAUGUUUGCAUACAACCACAAGAGGUCAGAGUGGAAGGAGGUGGCUUCCAUGAAGACCCCCAGAUCCAUGUUUGGAGCAGUUAUCUACAAGGGAAGGAUUAUUGUGGCUGGGGGGGCCAACGAAGAGGGCCUCAUAGCUGGAUGCGAAGCCUAUGAUUUUGGAACAAACAAGUGGUCGCCCUUCACUGACUUUCCUCAGGAGAGGAGUUCAGUAAACCUGGUCAGCUGUGACGGGCUGAUGUUCGCUGUAGGAGGCUUUGCCAUGGUGGAGAACGACGACAAAGAGUGUGCACCCAGUGAAAUCAUUGACAUUUGGCAGUAUGAAGAUGACAAGAAGCAGUGGACUGGCAUCAUCAGAGAAAUGCGUUAUGCAGCUGGAGCCUCCUGUGUGUCUAUGCGUCUGAAUGCAGCCAAAAUGCCAAAACUGUAAUGAGAAUUAACAAAUAUCUGGUAGAAGGGACUGUUAAUGUACUCCUGUAGACAGAAAUACAAGCAUGUACAUUUAUUUAGAUGUGUGACUCAUUCAUAUCUUUAUUUUUUAAUAAGUAAUGCUAAAAAAAUAAGUCCACAGUAGUGCUAACAUACUGUUAAUAAAUGUGUUUUUAUAUCCUGCCAGCCUUACCAAUUGUUAUGCUAAUGUAUCUUCAAUAAAGUCAUGAGUUAUAAACCUUUUAAUAGUAUGUUGCAGUUGUACCAAAAUACCUGCUGAAAACGCUGAUUUUUUUUCUCUUAAACCUAAUGCAACAACAUAAACAUAAUGGCUAAAAUUACAAAUCUAUGUUAAAAAAAUAGCACGUUAUUUAUGUCUGUUGAGCUACUGACAAAACGGCACAAAUGCUGCUUAUGUACAACUUUAUAUUUUAUUU